Messenger RNA from Hypomesus transpacificus, 2496 nucleotides. RefSeq names its product hydroxysteroid (11-beta) dehydrogenase 2 (gene hsd11b2). The record is from RefSeq and is a predicted model, not a curated record. Gene Ontology annotation, molecular function: oxidoreductase activity. NCBI's taxonomy places the organism in Eukaryota, Metazoa, Chordata, Actinopteri, Osmeriformes, Osmeridae. The transcript has 5 exons. The coding region runs from base 304 to 1524 and encodes 406 amino acids.
UCCACGAGUAGGUGUGCAGUGUGUUGGGUGUUACAGUGCCUAUGUGUCUGUGAGUGUGUGCUUAUGCGUGUGUGAGCAAGAGAGAGAGAGAGAGAGAGGCACAUUGUUACUGGUCUGUUCCAGACACCUUCCACUCUGUGACAGAGAGCAACAAAACAAGAGGAGAAAGCCACACACAGAAGAAGAAGAAGAAGAGAGUUGGUUGCAAGAACCUUUUUGGAAGAGCCUCUUCCAACACCUGGUCUUCUUUUCCUGCAGUCUCCCUCUCCUGACGUCUCCCUCUCCUGCAGUCUGUGCGUUACCAUGGAAGACUAUGCGCUGCCCUUCUGGCUUUACAUGGGAGUGAUGUCUAUGUUUGUCGGCGGAGCCAUCAAAAAAGUGCUGGCAUCCCACAUCAGCGCGGUACCAACGCUGGUGGCCUGGCUCAGCGCCACGGUGCUGGUGGAGAGGCUGUGGUCCUUCUGCAUGCCCGCGGUCCUGGUACUGGCUGCCCUCUGCCUCGCCUGCUGCCUCUACUCUGUCAGGACUGCCCCGAUGCCCGCUCUGCCUGCCGAGGGCAAGGUUGUGUUCAUCACAGGUUGCGACUCCGGCUUCGGGAAUGCAGCCGCACGGAAUCUGGACGAGCUGGGUUUCGAAGUGUUCGCCACAGUGCUGGAUCUGUCCGGGGAGGGGGCCAGAGACCUCAAGAGGACCUGCUCCCCGCGCCUCACCCUCCUCCAGGUGGACAUCACCCAGCCACAGCAGGUUCAGCAGGCCCUACUGGACACAAAGGCUAAACUGGGACUCAGAGGUCUUUGGGGGCUGGUGAACAAUGCCGGCGUGUGCGUGAACUUCGGCGAUGCCGAGCUGUCUCUGCUGUCAAACUUCCGUGGCUGCAUGGAGGUCAAUUUCUUUGGGACUCUGUUCGUCACCAAGACCUUCCUCCCCCUCCUGCGCCAGGCCAAGGGACGCAUCAUCACCAUCUCCAGCCCCGCGGGAGACCAGCCGUUUCCAUGCCUGGCGGCAUACGGAGCGUCCAAGGCUGCCCUCAACCUCUUCAUCAACACCCUGCGACACGAGAUGGAGCCCUGGGGGGUCAAGGUUUCCACCAUCCUGCCAUCCUCCUACAAGACAGGUCAGUCCAGUAACCAGGAAUACUGGGAGAAACAGUUCAAACACCUGGUCCAGAACCUGAGUCCUUCCCUCCUGGAGGAAUACGGGGAGGAUUAUAUGGAGGAGACCAAGGAUCUGUUCCACAGCUACGCCAAGACAGCCAACGAAGACCUCAGCCCUGUGAUUGACACCAUCUCCGAGGCGCUCCUCUCCCCGCGGCCUCAUGUUCGCUACUUCGCCGGCCCAGGCGUGGGUCUCAUGUACUUCAUCUACAGCUACUUUCCCUUCAGCAUUAGCGACAGGUUCCUCCAGAAACUGUUUGUCCGAAAGAAGCUGGCACCCCGGGCCUUGAGGAAAGAAAACAGCCUGAGUUUAAACGGCCUGAACCACAAUAUAAACAACAACAACAACAUUGAGAAAGUAGACAAGUAGUCUAAACUAUAGAUGUGUGUGUGAAAAUAUAUAUAAAUAUGUGUACGAAUCUGUAGGACCACUUCUAUAACAGGCUCAUAGUGUUGUGUUUUGACGUACGUUUCGUUUUGUAUAUUUGUUUUUUACUUGUAUAUUGAAUAUGUAUUAUUGAAGGGAUCAUUGAAUUGCACCAAAAGUUUUUUUGCGUGUGUGUUUUUUUUUGUCUCGUAUAAUGUUACAUGGCAGCCAGUGAGUGUGCUCUGUGUCAGAGAAGACAAGCCUAGAGGUCAACAAGCUUGGGAUGGUAGAGCUAUCUCCAUGACAACAAACAAUUAGGCUUAGGCUAGCCUUGCUCCUGUGAGACACACACCUGUGGUCUAUGACCCUGUGCACUGUAUUAGGUGCUAGGCACAAGCUAGCUCAGUUACGAACACAUUGUAGACGACAAACUUAACAAAAUCUGCAUAUAAAAACGCACAUUUACUACUGGCAACAGCAUAUUGGUAUUUCACUGCAUGCACAGACAACACACAAAUACACACUGAAGACGUGCCUUGGUCGCAAUCAUUAUGUAUCGUAACAAUCAUUAUGACAGAAAUGUAUGUAGUGGAAUUCAUUUGUUUUGUUGCUGUUGUGGCUGAUUUGAACUAUGCCCUGCAGCCUGCUCUGAGUCAUACAGUACAGAGCAAAAGACACAAACUUGGCCUUGUUUUUGUAAAUAUGUCAUUAUCAAGUUUUUUGAUUAAUGGAUCAUAGAAAUUGAAUUUCAGAUGUUGUUUGUACUUUAUGCAUUUAUUUUUCACCUCAAUGUUAACUUGUCACUUAAAUCAGAAUAUUUAUGCCAGGUGUUUUUUAUUUUUGGUUUUACUCAUGAAUCACUUCAACUGUGAAUUUUAUAUCACAUCAUGAAAAAAUGGAUGAAAAAAAACAAACAAACAGCAAUUGUUCACUUGGUUCGUUCUUUGAUAGUAUUAAAGUUGACUUUUUCAAACA